UUUCUACAUCGUCCAGGAAAAGAUUCAGCCAUUCCGGUAAUAAAUCGCAGCUCAUCUUCGAUUAAAAACGUCAACAAAAUUCUGGAAAGCGUUUAAUAUAAUCCUUUACUUCAUACAAAUACUUAAUAACGAUCUUCUUAGACAAAUUGUUUCGUUGUCAAAGCGGGUUUCGUUGCGAAACAAUUUCGUGAAGCAUAUUCUUGUUAAUUUAGCUGAAGAAAGAAGUCAUGCCGAAAUACACUUGGACGUCUUUUUUACAGCACUGAAUCAGUUCAAAAGCUGAAUGUUUUAUAAAAUCGAUUAUCGAAUGAUUUAUGAACUUCGAUUUUGUUAAGAAUUUUCAAUAAAUAAAUUUAAAUGAAAAAAGUUCCAAUCGAAAUCGAUUUUAAAAAAAAAACACAUUCAAAAAUUUUAUUUUACAACAGAACAAGAAAGAAAAAUUAACAUAAAAAUCAAACUUGCUUAAAUUUAAAAGAAUAGAAUUCUAUAUAUUAAAUAUAAGACGCAUCUGUUUCGCCAUCUAGUUUAUAUCAGUGAAAACUAUAACAUAACCUCUAUAUUACGAAUGAAAUAUCAAACUUUGUUUAUAUGCAUUUAUAUAAGUUUAAUAUAAAUACAUUAUUACGCAUAUAAAUACAUUAUUGCAAUAAAUUUUUUUUAUGAAACAAAAAUGUCUACUCGUUGGUAUCCUUUAUAUCAAAAAGGUAACCCACAACUUAGAAUAUUUCUUCCAAAUUUUUGGAUGAAACUUGUAAAACCUCAACAUAACCAACCAAAAAAUGUAGUAGAAUUUCACGUUUCAAUGGAAAUGACAAAAAUUGAUAUAAAAAAUUAUUUAGAAAAAAUUUAUAACGUUCAUCCUGUGUAUGUAAAUACUAGAAUUGCUCUUGGAAAAACGUAUAAGCCAGAAAAAUUUGUUGUUAAAGAAGAUGAUAUAAAAAUAGCUUACGUAGUUUUACCCAAAGAUCAAGUGUUCGAAUUUCCUAAUAUAAUUCCUAAAGAUCAGCCAGAAGAAAUCAAACAUAAAGAACAAACAGAUCAAAUAGAAGCUAACUUUCAUAAGUUUACAGAAAAAAAUAAAUGCCCUGGCAUUCCCAGUUGGUUUAAAUAAAUUUAUUUAAUAUAAAAAUAAAUAAAGUUUAAUGAUAUUAAUCUGUAUUUAUCUUUUUAUGUCUCUACAUUUGUUACAAUAACAUAAAAUAAAUACAUUGUUAACAUAAUAAAAAUAAUUGAAAUAAGUAAACGAAA
Molecule: messenger RNA, 1248 nt
Organism: Apis cerana (Asiatic honeybee)
Lineage: Eukaryota; Metazoa; Arthropoda; Insecta; Hymenoptera; Apidae
Gene: mRpL23
Product: mitochondrial ribosomal protein L23
Biological process (GO): mitochondrial translation
Cellular component (GO): ribosome; mitochondrial large ribosomal subunit
Molecular function (GO): structural constituent of ribosome
Source: RefSeq, a predicted model, not a curated record